This is a messenger RNA of Adineta steineri, 282 nucleotides long. Lineage: Eukaryota; Metazoa; Rotifera; Eurotatoria; Adinetida; Adinetidae. The record is from the annotation of a GenBank genome assembly.
AUGGAAAGAGAAAUUCUUGUGGGUGAAGCUCUUCUACGUCGUAUUCCUCAUCAAGAAGAUGAAUAUUUCCAUGUUCUUCAGGGUGAAAUUGAAUUCGAAGUCAGCAAUGAAACGAUUCUUGGUAAAGCCGAAUACGUUUUUCAACCUGCUGGUAUUGAACAUUAUUUCGAAGAUGUAAGCAAAAUAAUUGUAACACAAGAGGAUGGUUGGGAGAAAGCAGUAAAUGAAGUUGCAGCCAAAUAUGGAAUUGAUGUGCUAGACUCACCAGAUUGGUCUGGAUAA